This is a messenger RNA of Trichoplusia ni (cabbage looper), 4355 nucleotides long. It is a transcript of the gene FANCD2, whose product is annotated as Fanconi anemia group D2 protein. The coding region runs from base 279 to 4325 and encodes 1348 amino acids. The transcript has a single exon. Gene Ontology annotation, molecular function: DNA polymerase binding. Lineage: Eukaryota; Metazoa; Arthropoda; Insecta; Lepidoptera; Noctuidae. Gene Ontology annotation, biological process: interstrand cross-link repair; mitotic intra-S DNA damage checkpoint signaling; homologous chromosome pairing at meiosis. The record is from RefSeq and is a predicted model, not a curated record. Gene Ontology annotation, cellular component: nucleus; condensed chromosome.
AUAAAAAAAACAAGCAAUUUAUCCCGAUCCACGAAAUCUCCAGGAUAUUCCCACCAGACGCGCCUUUUUACAGAAACCUCCUGGAGAUUUUUUAGCGGUCGGGAAGUUGCCAGAUUGAAAUUAAUAAAAACUAAUAAAUGACAGAUUCAAGUGAUUCAACCCGUCAACUGUCAAGUUCAAACUUGUUGUGUGCGAGUUGUUUGGAGUUGUUAAACUUUGUUUCUUAUUUUGAAUGUAUAGAAGGGAAACCUAACCUAUAGCAAAAUCGGAGAAUAGAGAUGACAAACAAAAGGACUUCGUCACAGCGGAGUAUCACGACGAGCCAGAAUAAGAAAUCAAAGUUGUUGGACAUUAGCACUUCAUAUUUACAUGUUUCGUUAAAAGAGAGUGGACUGAUUUUGAAACAUCCUCCAGAGAAAUGCGUAGCUGAAAAUGAAAUAAUCCAUGUUGUUCGAAGUAUAAAGAAGAAUCUUGAAAAACAUUUUGACUAUCCACGAAAUUUGUCUGAUUUAUUUUCUAACUUAGAGAAGGAAUGCAAUGUUUUGGAAGUUUUCAAACAUUAUUUAUUUCCAAAUAUUGUAAGAAUGUCCGAAGAUGGCUCUGAGGAAUUUCCGGUUAGCGAUAGCGUCAUUAAAAUACUGUUAAGUGUGCCAGCUCUUCAAAAUAAAUUAACUGACUACAUAUUUGAAAAAGCUAUUGAUUUAGCAGCGGACUCGAAGUGUGGACCAUGGAUACAAAUGAUAUUAAAAUGUUUUUCAUCCCUAGACAGUAUAGUAAAUACUGACAAAAUAUCCACGCAUCUCAUAAACUUAUUAGAUGUAGCAUCAGAGAAAAUGGUAAAACUAGAAAUAAUAACUGCAAUACCGGAUAUUAUUGGUGACCAGGAACAUGACAACAUAGCAGCUGAAAUGAGCAGAAUAUUAAGUGAAGACCAUGACUUGAUUCCUGCUAUAUUAGAUUGUCUAUCUUACCUUUGCUUAUCUGAUGAUCAAUAUGAACAGUUACAGAAGAAAACACUGAACCUUCUGAUGAGUCUUUCCAAAUGCAAUUAUUUCUCAAACUUUGUCAAAUUCCUGCUCAUUUCAGGAAGGAUGAGUGAUAAUUCAUAUUUAGAAGCAGUACAGGGACUCAGAAAUGCCUUAGGUUGGCCUACAACAGCUGCCCAGGCACAGGAAGUAGCCACAAGUCAAGUGCUCACAGCUACAGCCAUAAGAAACUCUAUGGUGGCAUCCAAAGUAAUUUCAAACUCAUGGUUAAAAUCUAUAUCUCUAUGUAAAGUGAGCACAGACCAUAAACCUAUUGAUUUUAUAAUACUUCUCAUUGCAUAUUCAACAUCAGAGGAAAAACAAAGAUUAGUAGAAAAUUUAAUAAAGAAACAAAUUAAACUGGAUAUUUUAAAAGAAGAGUUACUGGAUGAGGCUUUUAAAAUGUUUAAACCAAUACUAAAAGUGCAUUUGAGACAUUUAAUAGAUCUAUGUAACUCUCUUUUAAAAACCAAAGGUGAUUCCACUGUUGUAUCCUUUGCAUCACACAUGUAUUCUCUCAUGUUUGCUGAGUUGGAGGAUUGCUGUCAAACAAUUGUAGCUGAACUGUUGCAACUGGGAUUGGACUCUAAACAAUGUGUCAUGAGCAUUUUGCUUGUAUUCAAUAAGGUUGCUGCAAAAGACAGAUCUCUUUUGAAACCCCAGAGUGUCCAAAUGCUGACUUUAUUGGACAGAAUGGAUGAUAUGCCUUUAGUUGAAGUAAGAGCAGUUAUGAACUUACUGUGUGGACUCGCUUACAGCUAUGAAAACUCUGUUAUUAGAGAUGAUAUCCACAUGAUUAUAAGAAAAGAGCUGGGCUCAUCCAAUCCAAGAAUAAAAGUUCAAGGUAUACUUGCUGGUAUCCAUGCAGUAAAAUACCUGAUGGUUGCAAAUACAGAAGAUGAUGAAGAGACAAGAGAAGUUCCUGAUGAUGUAAGUUAUGGAUCAGUGACACAUUUAUCAGAAGGAGAUCUUCGUGAAGCAGCACAAAUUAUUGAACUCAUUAGCAGAAGCACCAGACAAUUUCCUGAUAUGAUUGCUUUCUUUUAUGAUGAAUUAUCUACUGUUAUAUCUUCAGCAUCACAUAUUAACAAAAACUUCUUGUCCUGGCUCACAGAUGCCGUCACAAAUGACCUCCAACAAAAUUUUAUUGUUGAUUCUAUUGAAGUUGAUACUAUUGGGGAUUUGAAGCUUUGCAUGGAAUAUUGCCUUAAUGCUGAAAGUGAAAUGGAUGAAGUUAUAGCCAUGAAUAUAGCAGGAUUGACUUUAUCGAACUCUGAAGUCUAUGUCGGCAUUUUGUCACCACUCUUUCAGCUUGUUCAGAUACUACAUUAUAAGCAGCAUGAAGGGAAUCUCUCUAGCAUUGAUGCACUAUUAGGGUGUCCAGUUGUUAUGCCCAAGUUUAAUAUCAUGGUUGAAGAUAUGGAUUUGACAGCAAUUACUAAUAUCUUAGACUGUCUAGUUCACUGUAUUAAUUGGUUCAGAGAAUUACUUAAUGCAUUUGCUUCCCAGGAUGAUGAGGACCUUAAAACAAAGAUUCUAAAAAGACUCCUUCAGGUGGAAGAGUUAGAAAAGAUUGUUACUGAAAUUCUUAUCAAAAGCAAGAUUUCUUACAAACCACCAGUUUGUACAUUUAAUGUCAAUAAAUAUACAGGAGAGACAAUUGAAAGAAAGCCCAUUAAAGUGCCAAGUGUUAAGCAAAAAGUCACAAAAAAACCUGGACAAAAUGAUUCUGUGUUGCCUGAGACUGCCAGGACCCAAACAACACAAAAUAAUAUUUCUGUUAAAUCUAGCCUUGAAAUAUCUCACAACUUGCCUCUUAGACAGCUUAGUAUUAACUUACUUCAUUUGUUGAAAAUGGAUAUGACAGAAGAUAAAGUAUCAGAAACUGAGUUAACAGUAAAUACAGUCACAUUUUUAUUAAAAUGUAUUAAUAGUAACCUGAGCAGUGUUUUGAUUUCAAAAAUAAAAAGAGUUACUUUUCUAAGUAAACAAGACAAUGUUGUGUAUGAUGCUACAAAGGCUGAAGAAUGUGCUAAAUCAGUAAAUGAAGUACUGCCACAGUUGGUGGAACACUUGAAGUUUGUUACGUUAUGUAUAGACAAGCACAUUACUCAGAACACACAAGAAGAAGAAAGAGAAAUUUUGUACACUCCAGAAUUGCUCAGCUACCUUUCAUGCUUGGAAUACAUUUACAACUUGUUUAGUACCUAUUUUAAGUGGAUGGGAUUUAGAAACCAACAACAUACUGGCUUACUCAAAACUUCGUUGAGAUCAAUUUCAAACCCCAGUACUGCAACUGUAUCUAUGAAAGAUUUGUUGGUAGCUACCGCGCAGUAUUUACAACAACAUGAAAAGUAUUGCCUACUGCUAUCCACAGCUGUAUCGUUAGUAGAGUUUGUCAAGAGUAUUCGAAAUUUCUCUGAUAAUAGGGUUAUCUUCAAUAUUCUAAAAUCCUUAGCCAGAAAGUUCCUGUCUCAACAAUGGAAAACUCCUGAAGGUACAUUAGAAAAAGGACUGUUUUUCAAUCAAAGUGUGGAUCAAUUAGCAUCUAUUUACUUUAUAAACAGCGAAGUCCUUGCUCUUAAGAACUUAACUUUAUUAUUGACACAGGACAUUAAGUUACUGACAACAAAUAAAAAUACUUUGAGUACACUAAAGUGCAUCAAUAAGAGCAAUUUUCCAAUUUUGUAUCGCAAUCUAGGAACAGCCCUUUACGAGGCUACCAGGACCCGGUUAGAUAAGGGUUUGACUAAUUCUGAACAUUUAGAUCUGUGGAAAGAUGUGGCUGGUAUCAUGAAGAGCAUGUCUGAUAUUGCCAAGACACUCGAAACCAGACACACCUUAUCAGCGUUUUUUAAGAAAUCUAUGCCAAUCCUGAAACUAUUUUUGUCGCAAGGAAUACCAAUAUUGGAAAUUCAAUUUAAAAGCGAGACCGUGGAGGUAUUAGAAGUUUUGAAAGUUCUUCAGCAAUCGACUAGAUUCUUACAGACAUUGUGCUGUCAUUCAAGGCUGAAAAAAGACACUGCGCUGAUGAGUAAAGUCCCACACAUGAGGCAGUUACUAGAAACACUAAUUUACAAGGUAAAGGCAGCUUUAGCUGCGAAUAACUGUUCUGAGGCGUUUUGGAUGGGUAAUCUUAAAAAUAAGGAUAUACACGGCGAAGUAAUAGCCUCUCAACAGAGCAUUGAAAGUGAAGAGUCGGUCGAGGACUGUGAUGAACAGUUACCUGACGACGAUAGUGAUGGAACGGACGAUGAGAUGCUUAAUCCUGAUUCAAGGAGUGUCAGUGAUAUUGUGUAAUUUGAUUCAGAAUAAAAUAUUUUUAAAUUA